GAGCAGGCACGAGGCGUCGUCCAUGGCUCCAAGGAAGCCACUGAUGCGGCCUAUGAUGCGGCCGCCGGGCAAGUUCUCGCCCGCGUUGCGCAGGGUCGGCCAUCCGCUGCUCUGAUGCUGGCGACCCACAACCGGAGAUCCAUUCAGCAGGCGGUGACGAAGAUGGAGAAAUUAGGCCUCCAAAGAGACCACGCAAACGUGCACUUUGCCCAGAUCCUUGGCAUGGUCGACAACCUCACGCUGGGCCUCGGCCGGGCUGGCUACAACGCCAGCAAGCUCCUGGUCUUCGGUGAGAUCCACGAGGUCUUACCUUGGCUGUUGCGUCGGACGCAAGAGAACCGUGAUGCAUUCGGGGCCCAGGCCGCGGAGUUCCCAGUGCUGUCGCGGGAGCUUCGGCGCCGCUUUCGACACCCAUGGGCGUGA
Molecule: messenger RNA, 423 nt
Organism: Symbiodinium sp. CCMP2456
Lineage: Eukaryota; Dinophyceae; Suessiales; Symbiodiniaceae
Source: the annotation of a GenBank genome assembly